AUGGGAUCCACAAAGUCACGUGAACUACAGGAGAAUGCAGAAGCUUUAAAUUCAUUAUUGAAGAGACAUUCAGGGGAGAUUAAAGAAGAGAAACUAGUGAACUUAUUACAAUGGAUACAAGCCACAUUACCAAGAACUCCAGUGGCUGGAGCAUUAAACAUAACUACAUGGCAGAAUAUCGGAAGGACAUUGAGACAUGAGGCACUGCUCGGAGAUAUGGAGGCUUUUAGAAAUCUGCCUGCAUGGUCUCGAGUGAUGGACACCUUAAUAGCCGCACACAAAAAGGCAAGUUCAGCCGCGAGAUUAAACUCUAGACAUCCCUCCCACCCCCCAAACCCUGGUCCAGAAACUAUCCUUAUACAAGUAGAAAGUGAUACUGAAACUGGCGGCGGGGAGGGCUUGUCGGGCAGGAGGGAGGAGAGAAACUGGGAUAGUGAAAGAUUUGUUGAUAAAAGAGUGCGGUUUCACAGCAGCCACGGACGGGAGGGAAACAAUAGGGGUUACAAUUCAGAGCAAGCUUCUCGCGGGCGCGCGGGUCCGGGAGAUAGCGAGCUGGGCUGGGUGCGUGACUCAAACCGCGGGGCUGCAGCGGGGGUUCAAGCACGGUAUUCAGGCCGAGGGACUGACACCGGGGAACGUCCAGCGGGCUUGCGCCGAGAGGGCCGGGGGGAGUGUGUGCAGACGGGCAUGUACCCUUUGCCCGUGGCAGGCUCUCAGCCACAUGGCGAGCACAUGGCUGCAAGGGCAGCGCCAUCUUGUUCCCCCAGGGAACAGGAAAUGAGCCUCCCUCUUCCGCCCGCGCAGCCAUGCUAUCCCGACCACGCGGCGGGAGGGUACCCUUCUCUUCCGGUGGCACGGCCAUCUUCCACCGGCCACGCGGCGGGAGGGUGUCCUCCCCUUCCGGUAGAGCGGCAAAUUUGUACUGUGCCUGUGGCAGAGGCCGAUAGUGACGGCACAGAGUACAGUGACACGGGGGAGGACCCGGGAGAAGGGUUAUAUGCGAUGGCUCUGACCGAGGACAGAUCUAUGAAUGCAGAAUCGCAUGCGAGAAAUUGGAAUAGAUGCCGAGAGGAAGCAGUCAAAUCAGGCGAUUGGGAAAUACUACGUGCAUGCCCAGUAGUAUACCGACCGCGGCAAAACCCUCAGUUCCAGAGCUUACCGUAUGAGGUGACUAAGGAUCUGAGGCGAAUAGUUAAAGAAAGCGGUGUUUCCUCGUCCCAUAUGUUCUCCUAUUUGGAGACGAUGGGUAGCACAUAUGUAUUUACCCCCCAUGACUGGAAAACACUGUUAAAAAUGGCCUUAAGCAUUACCCAAUACUCUGUAUGGCUUUCAGACUUUCGGGAAAGCUGCAUUGCUUAUGCAAAUGAACCGGGUGCUUUACAGGCAGGCAUGACUACUGAUCACCUAGUGGGUGAGGGGGCUUACUCAGCUCCCGGGGCACAAAUUGGCUAUCCACGAGAGAUUUAUGAAGUCAUAUCAAAAAUGGUUUUAAGAUCAGUGCGAAAGCUUCCUAGUACAGACAAAGACAGUAAUUUGUCGUUUGCAAAAGUCUUACAGGAAGCCACUGAGACAUUCCCAAAAUUUCUUGAUCGGCUACAAACUGCCCUAAACAAACAGGUAGAUGAUGACACUGCCAGGGAGUUGCUUUUUAAACAGCUCACAUAUGAAAAUGCAAAUAAUGAUUGCAGGCGAGCUUUGCAAUCCCUACCGAAAAGAGAAAGCUGCACGAUUGCUGAAAUGGUGCGAGCUUGCCAGAAUGUGGGAUCUGUCGACCACCACUCUACUUCCAUUGCAACGGCGUUAGCUGCCCAGCUAACAUUAAAUAAAGGGGAAAAAGAAAAGGGUUGCUGUUAUCGAUGUGGGUCAACUAAUCACCGCAUUAAAAAUUGCCCUAAAAAACCCCCCUUCACAGCGUACCACAAAUGCUGUAAGGGAAAGCAAUGGGCUUGUACCUGUAGGUCGCGAGCUGACCACGGGAACAGUCCUGCGUUCUCGGGAAACUACAGGCGGGGCGCGAGGUCGCGCGCCCCCUGCAAUCAAAUAAAUUCGGCCCCAAACAAUAUGCCCGCGAUUUGCUCGCAGCCACCACAGGAAGCGCUGGCCUGGACCUGGCCUCCAGAAAGCCAGUAA
Messenger RNA from Myiozetetes cayanensis, 2130 nucleotides. RefSeq names its product endogenous retrovirus group K member 5 Gag polyprotein-like. Gene Ontology annotation, molecular function: nucleic acid binding; structural molecule activity; zinc ion binding. NCBI's taxonomy places the organism in Eukaryota, Metazoa, Chordata, Aves, Passeriformes, Tyrannidae. Bases 1 to 2130 code for a protein of 709 amino acids. The transcript has a single exon. The record is from RefSeq and is a predicted model, not a curated record. Gene Ontology annotation, biological process: viral process.